AUGGAAAUAACCCAACAUGCAAAAUAUACUUGUGCUUUUUGUGGAAAGGACACGGUGAAAAGAAAAGCAGUAGGAAUUUGGAAUUGUAGUGCGUGUAAAAAAGUAUUAGCAGGUGGGGCAUGGACUGUAUCAACAACAACUGCUGCUACUGUUCGUUCUACUGUUCGUCGUCUUCGUGAAUUGAUGGAAUCUUAA
Entrophospora candida is the source of this 195-nucleotide messenger RNA. NCBI's taxonomy places the organism in Eukaryota, Fungi, Glomeromycota, Glomeromycetes, Entrophosporales, Entrophosporaceae. The record is from the annotation of a GenBank genome assembly.